AUGGUAUACUACACCUCACUUCUCAGUACAAUUUGUUUGUUUCUGCUCUUGGGCAGUGCAACACCGUCCUUGGUUCGCUGCAAAAGCCCGCAGCAGCCAUAUGAUGCUAAAGGGUUGAUGCUCGACCAGGUGGUCAAGUUGGGUCCAUAUCCUGAUCGGGACAAUGAACUUUGCACGGCCUUGGGUGCACAUUUGCUCGCGGCGCAGAGGUCCCUACGCCCCCCAAACGUGGACAUAGUCCGCCAAGCCGAGAAGUCCGUGGCGGCUAAUCCUGGCUUGUUCACCACGGAUGCCCGAGGCAAUAACUGGCUUACUGUGGGAAGCAACCGGUGGUCGGCCGGCCGCUUCCAAACCUUGCAAGUCAAACAUUUACGCCGCCAGGCAAGUCUACAUCAAAAAGACGCCAAAGAUAAACAUCCAGGACGGCCGGUACCUCGCUUGCGUCUAUGGCUACUUGUUGGGAGUACCGUGGCCACCGACAUUGGUGCGUUGCAGGCGACGGCGGGAAAAGAUGCACUCUUCCAAGUCGCUUCGCAAUUCAACUGUCUUGAAUCAACGGGACCGAGACAACUCGUGCCUGUGCAUGAAUAUUUCACGGAUAAUACUCAGGGUCCACGGGCAGCCAUAGGCGCAUUCCCGGGCGCUUUGCUCAGACAUUACCGGGCAACCAGCAUCGAAUCGCACGGCAGGCCCUUUGUACAAGUGACCGACGGCCAGCAGGUUAACUUGCUUGACGAGGUGGUUGACAGGUCGACCAACGUCGUGGAGAACGGGUAUUUUACUGGCGAACACGCAACCAAUAUCCCAAAGCUCGCCAAGACCAUCCAAGACAAGGAAGAUUUAAUCAAAGUUGGUGUACACUCUAACGUCCAGGUCGUGUUGGGCGCCAAUUGGCAUGGUCAUGUAGAAGGCUCGCCGCUCAUUACCCAAGUCUUGACCUCGGCUGUGGCCGGAGGGUAUUACCAAGGCCAGAGGUUCCUCGGCAACUAUUUCCCACAGAUCAGUUCCAGUCUGCUGCGCGCCGCAUACAAGGGGACUUUGUAUGCGGCGGCGAGCGAAGGCAUGCGCAAAGCUGUGCUGACCAUGAUUGGAGGCGGCGCGUUCAGCAAUGACGUGGGUACAAUAUGGGAGGCCAUUGGAGUAGCCCUCGAUGAAGUUAAACCUGUGCUCUCCAAUGACCUGGAUGUCUUUAUCAACAUACGCAACAUGGACGAGCUGACCCGCCGAGUACCCACGCAGCAAGUGCUGGAAAGAGUGAGGAGGUUUGGUGGGGGCAUAGUUAGGUUUGAGGAUGGCGGCAAGAUUUCCAUUGAGCGCUAG
Messenger RNA from Pyricularia oryzae 70-15, 1320 nucleotides. RefSeq lists its product as uncharacterized. The transcript has a single exon. The record is from RefSeq and is a predicted model, not a curated record. Bases 1 to 1320 code for a protein of 439 amino acids. Lineage: Eukaryota; Fungi; Ascomycota; Sordariomycetes; Magnaporthales; Pyriculariaceae.